Clonostachys rhizophaga is the source of this 462-nucleotide messenger RNA. NCBI's taxonomy places the organism in Eukaryota, Fungi, Ascomycota, Sordariomycetes, Hypocreales, Bionectriaceae. The record is from the annotation of a GenBank genome assembly.
AUGGACUGGGCCCCUUGCUCCCGAUGCGAUCGGUACUUCAACUCUCCAUCGGCGAUGGAGCAACACAUCCGGGACUCGCCCAAGCACAACCUCUGUGGCGCCUGCAAUGACGACUUCGAACUGAGGGAAGACCUGGAAGAACACUGCGAAUAUUGGCAUGAUUACUGUAGAGAUGACAACCGAUUCUUUGACAGUGCCGAAGACCUCGAUCAGCAUGACGAGGGCACUUGUAUCUCCGGCGUCGAUCAAGGGAGGGUUACCGAGCUCGCGUUUCAGUGUCGUCUCUCACAGUACUAUGCAAGUAGCAAGCAUGGCUUUGAUUUUGAAUGCCCGAGCUGUAAUGUGCCGUUUUCCUAUAUGAGUGGCCUUUUCCAACACGUACAAAGCGAAGCAUGUGACGAAGAAUCGGAUAAACACAGCCCUUUAAGAGCCUUUCUUCGAUUCCUUAGACGGCGUGUAUAA